UCUGUAUCAACUCGUCUUAGUUAAGGGAAUAACAUAGUUUAAUAUGAAAAAACGGUGGAGUGUCCCUUUAAAUUCUUUAUAAAAUAAACUCUGUUUUUCAAGUGCUGUAGAUCAGUCAAAUGCUCUCUGUGAAACUCUACACCCCAUAACCUGACAUGAUGCUCAGAGUACAUGCGUAGUUUCAUCUGGUGAGCGAGGUCGUUCUGAGUCGGCAGCUGACGCAGCAACAGGUCGUGUGUCCCUACCGUUUUCAAGGAAACUUGCUUUAAAGUUCCUCGUGUUCAACCCGCUCAGGUUACAAUACAGCACCAGGAAUUACAAUCAUAUACAGUACAUCUUAUAGGCUCUCCACAACAAGCACGUCUGCCUACCUCAGUCACUCAGUCAGAGCAGCAGGUGGCCGCACAGACCCCAGCUCUCAUAAACUCCCUGUGUAACUAACGUGUUGCCGUGGCAGCAAUUAGUCCGUUCACCUGCCGUCUGCCAGUCUCUCCUCAGACUCUCCCCCUGUUCGCGGUGAAGUGAACAACAAGUGGUUGCAGGCAGCCAGCGAGGUGUUGUAAAAACAGACUGGAAGAGGCGGGGAGGGAUGCACAUAAGAGAUUUGAUAUACAUCAAUGCUUCUGCAAACCUGGAUGAGUCACUGGUCUCUGAAAGAAACUCAGGGCAGGAGGGGGGAGGAGGGCGCUGCUCUCUCCGGGGAGAGGAGAGCUUGCUGUCUGUCGUGUCAUUUCUGAGGACUAGGCACGACUAGAGACUGGAGAGGGAGGCAGGAAAGAGAGGGAGAUUAGGUGUCUGAGUGGGUGGGAUUGAAGAUGAUGGGGAGGAAGAGGAGAUACAGAGAGAUAGCUAGGGAAGAGGGGGUUUGUUUGUUGUUUUGUAUUUGGCUCAUCACUCUUGAAGUAGAUUUUGUUAGCCUGGUUAGAGGAACCUAGUCCAUAGAGACCUGAAUUCAUUACUCGAGUCACAUCUACAGAUUUUUCUCCCCUCUUCUCUCUCUCUCUCUCUCUCUCUCUCUCUCUCUCUCUCUCUCUCUCUCUCUCUCUCUCUCUCUCUCUCUCUCUCUCUCUCUCUCUCUCUCUCUCUCUCUCUCUCUCUUACUGAGUAAAUCUGGAUACAGAGAGUGUCAUGUUGCUCUGGAUGGAAAGUGAGACAGUGGGGCGAGAGUAAGAGGAGGAUGGCGUACACACAGUUGGAGCCUAUCAAUGAGGGUCUUCUGUCCAGACUGUCUGACUUGCUGUUGUGUCGCUGGUCGUGUCGCUCCUGUUGGCAGUGGUGCUGGGAGUGCAGCUGCUGUCAGUCCACUGAUGAGGAGGUGGAGAUUCUGGGGCCUUUUCCAGCUCAGACUCCAUCUUGGCUUGUCAAUGAAUGCAAUGACGAUAAAGGCACAAAUUCUCACAUCAUGGCUCUCGACCAUGCUUUACCUGCUCGAUCUGACACCGCAACAAACUGCAGGCCGCCCACCUCAGAAACGUCCCGAUCCCCCUUCAGCCAGGCUGGCCAGCUCUCCAGUCUGAACCCCCGACGACCAAGCUCCCCCAUGGUGGAUGUAAAGCCGAUUGAAUUUUGGGCCAUGGGACCCAGGAAGGAAGUGGUGCAGCCCCUGCGUAAGCCCCCGACACCACCAGAUGACUACUUCCGCAAACUGGAGCCUCAUCUGUACUCCCUGGACUCAUGCAGUGAUGAUGUUGAUUCUCUGACGGAUGAAGAGAUCUUGGCGCGAUACCAUCUAGGCAUGCUGCACUUCAGCACACAGUAUGAUCUUAUCAAUAACCACCUUAGCGUGCGAGUCAUCGAGGCCCGGGAUCUGCCCCCUCCGGUAACGUGCGACGGUGCUCGCCAGGACAUGGCCCACUCAAACCCCUACGUGAAGAUGAGCCUGCUCCCCGACCACAAGAACUCCAGGCAGACUGGGGUUAAACGCAAGACCCAGAACCCCGUGUUUGAAGAGCGCUUCACUUUUGAGCUCCCCUUCCUGGAGGCCCAGAGACGCACCCUACUGCUCUCUUUAGUUGACUUUGACAAGUUUUCACGCCACUGUGUCAUCGGAAAAGUGUCUCUUCCUCUUAGUGAGGUUGACCUAGUGAAGGGAGGACAUUGGUGGAAGGCCCUGGUGCCCAGUUCUCAGAAUGAGGUUGAGCUUGGUGAGCUUCUUCUGUCCUUAAACUAUCUGCCCAGUGCUGGCAGGUUAAAUGUGGACAUCAUUCGAGCAAAGCAGCUGCUUCAGACUGACAUGUGCCAAGGUUCAGAUCCUUUUGUGAAGGUGCAGUUGGUGACCGGUCUUAAGUUGAUGAAGACUAAGAAAACGUCCUGUAUGAGAGGCACCAUUGACCCCUGCUACAAUGAGACCUUUAGCUUCCGUGUGCCUCAAGAGGACCUGUGUGAAGUCAGUCUUGUGUUCACAGUCUAUGGGCACAAUAUGAAGAGCAGCAACGAUUUUGUCGGUCGCAUCGUGAUUGGCCAGUUCUCCACUGGCCCGCAGGAAACCACGCACUGGCGCCGGCUCAUGAGCUCCCAGCGCACCCCCGUGGAACAGUGGCACAGCCUGCACUCCCGUGCCGAGUGUGACCGCGUCUCUCCUGCUUCUCUCGAGGUCACAUAAUAACACAGGAGAGUCAGUGAUCUAUGGAAAAGAACUUUGACUGUCUGGGAGUGUCUUGUGGUUUUAUUGUGUUAUUUUUAGGGGUGAAUCUAUUUGAAUCUAUUCUCUGUAGCAGUGAUUGCCAACCCAUGCUCCCAAAGGACCCCAACACUGCACAUUUUCUUUGUUUCCUUAAUCAAACACACCUGAUUCAACUCAUCAGCUCAUUAUCACAUAGGGAAACGUGCAGUGUUGGGGGUCCUUCAGGAGCAGGGUUGGGAAACACUGCUCUAUAGAAUGGGGGGCUUUAUCUUAGUGUUAUUUGUGUUCACUCUCCCUUAUCAUUAAUAUUAUGGGGAGACGUAGAUUGUUGAAGAGACCUCAGAGAGUAGAAAAGACCUCGGAGAGUUUUUUUUUCCAUUUAUGAUGAUGAGCAGAAGCCUGCUGUCCAUGUUUUCCUUUUAUCACAUUGAUACUAUCUUACACGGGAGCUGAAUAAUCUCAUCAUCUUCUGAUCCUCAGCUGCAUUCAGGCUGUGAGGCUCAGGCAGUUUGGACCGCACCUAAGCACUGGUAAGGUCUGCAGUGUCUUAAUCAUAUUGUUUCUUUUCUUCAGACUUCAAUAUGAUUACAGUUUUUGAGGUAGUUGAAAAUCUGUGACCGCACCGGUUUGACUGCUUCAAAUCUGAUUUUACACCAAAGUUUGUGUUUCGUGAGCCGUAUCACUGUCCUCCAUGCACAUUUUGACCUUUGAUUGUGUGUGUAAAUGUUCGUGGGUGUACGUUUGGUAAAUGUUUGCACUUAUGGCAGCUGAGAUUUACAGAAACCUUAAGAGGCCACGCAUUAUUUCAUUUAUUUAUUUUUGUCUUGUUUUUUCUUAAUCUUGAUUUAAUGUUUUUGUGAUAUGAAGUUUUUUUUUUUUUUCCAUGCGCUCACUAUUUCUUAUGUCAUCUCUUAAACAAUUCUAUAUCCAUACACUUCCUUUCAAAGGUUUUUCUUUAAAAAAAUAUAUGUUUUUUUUUAAAGAAAUUAAUAAGUUUAUUCAGCAAGAAUGCAUUACAAUCAUUGAAAGGCAUUUAUAAUCUUACAAAAGAUUUCUAUUUUAAAUCAAUGCCUCACGGUUUCCACGAAAAUAUAAAGCAGCACAACUGUUUUCAACAUUGAUAAUAAUCAGAAAUGUUUAUUGAGCAUCAUAUUCGAAUGAUUUCUGAAGGAUCAUGUGAGUAAUCAUGAGGAUUAAUAAUGCUCACAAAUCAGCUUUUACAUCACAGGAAUAAAAUAAAACUGUUUACUGUAAUUUUAACACAGUCUCAUC
This is a messenger RNA of Pimephales promelas (fathead minnow), 3895 nucleotides long. It is a transcript of the gene syt17, whose product is annotated as synaptotagmin XVII. Lineage: Eukaryota; Metazoa; Chordata; Actinopteri; Cypriniformes; Leuciscidae. Gene Ontology annotation, cellular component: plasma membrane; exocytic vesicle. Gene Ontology annotation, biological process: calcium-ion regulated exocytosis. The record is from RefSeq and is a predicted model, not a curated record. Gene Ontology annotation, molecular function: clathrin binding; phosphatidylserine binding; calcium-dependent phospholipid binding.